CGACCCGCUCCUCGUCCGCGUGGUACUGGCGGCGAAUGGCUGCACGACAUGGCUCCUGAAAUCCGUCGCGCCGUGCCUCGCGCCGUCUCAAAAAGCGUCCACGAGGACGCGCCCUCUGGCGCCACCAAGCUCAUGGUGUCAAAUCUGCACUACGAGCUUACCACCAAAGACCUCGCACAAAUCUUUGGGCAAGCUGGCACACUCGUCCGAGAGCCACUAAUCAGGUACGACCGAAGUGGCCGAUCGUCCGGUGUCGCCGUCGUCACGUACGAGACAUCUUCGGAGGCUGCAUCAGCAAAGACGAGGUUUGACGGGAAACUCGCGAAGGGCCAGCCAAUGUCGAUCACGUUUUACCAGCCUGCCGCGACUCCUCCGCGAAACCCCAGGAGGGGCGGGGCACCGACUUCUCUCAUGCAACGGAUAGAGAAGGCGCCCCUGCUGGAUCGUCUGAGUGGUGCACCGAAGUCGCAACCUGCACGGAACGGCACCGGCCCCAUCAGGAACAAAGCCCCUCGGCCGGCGCGCGUGCCCAAGAAACCCAAAACGCAAGGCGAACUCGACGCGGAGUUGGAUGCAUUCAUGAACGCGGACAUCCAGCCUGUCAAGUCGUCGGAUGCGCCCGCUGCGGCGGCUGACGCUCAGAAUGGAGACGUCGAGAUGGCUUGA
Messenger RNA from Fomitopsis serialis, 666 nucleotides. RefSeq lists its product as uncharacterized. Gene Ontology annotation, biological process: mRNA export from nucleus. Gene Ontology annotation, cellular component: nucleus. The transcript has 5 exons. The record is from RefSeq and is a predicted model, not a curated record. Gene Ontology annotation, molecular function: mRNA binding. Lineage: Eukaryota; Fungi; Basidiomycota; Agaricomycetes; Polyporales; Fomitopsidaceae. The annotation marks the transcript as partial.